AUGCAAGUGGGACGAGAAAAGGAGGCAACUGGGGCGGCUAUUGAUGUCGCUGAAGAGAAAAAAAGCGAAGAGGAAGACAGCUGUCUUCAGUUUUCAGCUGUGCGAUUCCCCUUUCUUGCAGCUGGAAUUGUCCAGUCAGCGGUGGCAUCUAGCCUCCUGAAUCAUAAGAAGGUGCAUGUGGCUCGUCACAUGCGCCGUACCUUCCCCUGCUCAUUCCAGGGCUGUAACAAGACCUUCCUCAAGGCCUCCAGUCUAGCAGAUCAUAUGAAUGUGCAUCUGGGCAAAAGACCGUACGUCUGCAAGUAUCCAGGAUGCGGAAAGUCCUUUCGCUGCCGUAGCAACCUGAGCGGCCAUCGUCGCGUCCACUGUCGCGACUGGGUGGAGCAUCAAGAAAAAGAGGAGGAAGAAGAGGGCAAAGAGGUAAAAGCUACCCAUAUUGAACUCCCCUAA
Dibothriocephalus latus is the source of this 450-nucleotide messenger RNA. The record is from the annotation of a GenBank genome assembly. Lineage: Eukaryota; Metazoa; Platyhelminthes; Cestoda; Diphyllobothriidea; Diphyllobothriidae.